Messenger RNA from Dichotomopilus funicola, 2754 nucleotides. RefSeq lists its product as uncharacterized. The transcript has a single exon. The coding region runs from base 1 to 2754 and encodes 917 amino acids. NCBI's taxonomy places the organism in Eukaryota, Fungi, Ascomycota, Sordariomycetes, Sordariales, Chaetomiaceae. The record is from RefSeq and is a predicted model, not a curated record.
AUGCCGUCUCACCUGGAGGAGGAUAUUCCUCCGCCGCCGUACAGCGAAACAGACCUAUUCUCGGCGUCCGGACAGGACGCGCAAGUGGCUGACGACACGUCUCGGUCCACUCCGUCGAGCAACGGGGAUGUCAUUUAUACCCCUCCCCUCACACCACGGAGCUCUCAGCACUCCCACUCCCACUCAUACCCUCACGGCGACCCCGGCAACUUGUCAACAUUCUCAUCAGCGGCUUCUUACUUUGCAACUCGCCCAUCACCUCUACACCCGCUCAACCAACCAUUCCUCGUCCACUCCAUCACCCUCACUUCGACCUCGACCCCGGACACUCUACCGUACCCAAGUGAGCUUGCUACCCGAGACGUCCGGCUCGAAGACUGGCAGACCUUUAUCAACUACCUCUUACCCCACCACGCGGCAACGGCGAACGACCAGAUCAUCGACCGCAAACUGCGAGCCGAAGAAGCCAUGACGGCCACCAACACCAACUCCAACUCUAACAACGACGAUGCCCGGUCCCAGUCCUCAGGCCGGAGCCACGCCGAGGUUCAUCUGAACAGUAUCCGCUCGCCCAUCGAUGCGGACGACAACAACCAGCCCCCACCGGCUUACCACCGGCCUAGUGUCGAGAACACCGUGCGGGACUGGAACAACGGCUUUUUCACCCCGCGGCGGGUCACUAUCCAGGUAGACUUGGAUCCGAGUGCCGCUGGUGGAAACAACAGCAACAACAACAGCAAUGUUCACAUCGGCGUGAACGAGGCCCAGCCCCAAACAUACCCUUCAGAGAAGAGUCCGAUGCCAGGCGCCUGGGAUGCCUCGUUUGACCAACCCCCCGCGGGCAACCCGAACCAGAACCAGAACCAGAACCAGGAUCAAGACCGCAGCGCCAACGACGCCCCUCGUCGUCCGCUGGGCUUCGGCUUCCUCUCCCAUUUUGCCAACCGCGGGAACUCGGACCCCAACAACAACAACAACAACACCAACAACCGAGACGCCCCUGGAAGCGGAAGCAGCUUCCGCUUCGGCGGUAUCAACAUCAGCGAAGACCUCGUCAGCAUCGGCAAUGCAUUCGUCGCCGACGGCCGCACGGGGUCUCUCAAGAUCGGUGGGAUUGUGGCUGAUAAUACUGGGAUCCGUAUCCGUGGUCAGCCGCUGUUUGGUACGGGUGUUACGAACCCUGAUGCUGCUGCUGCGGGUGAAAAGGGCCCUGGCGCUGGUGCUGGUGCUGGUGCCACCUCGCGUGGUCCGCCCGGGUGGGGGUCGAUGGGAGGAGGUCCAAGAUUUGGAGGGUGGGGUGGUUGGGGCGGUUGGGGGAAUACUGGUAUUGGUGCUGGUGGUGCUUGUGAUCGCCGUGGUGGUCGAGGUGGUGGUUGGGGACGGGGAGGUCCAUGGGGUAGAGGUGGAUGGGGAGGACCGGGUGGGCGAUGGUGGAAUCAGGGGCCGGGCAGCGGGUGUGGUGAUGGGGCAGACGAUCACCACGGUCACGAUCACGACCACGACCACCACGGCCACGGCCGCCACGGUCAUGGUCACGAUCACGGUCAUGGUCAUGGCCACGGCCGCGGCCGGAGAGGUCGGCGCGGAAGCCGAGACCACCACCACCACGGAUCCCGCUCCCGGUCCAGCUCCGCAUCCAGCGUCAGCUCCCGGUCCUCCGUCAGCUCCGAGUCCUCAAUCGGCUCGCUCCCCGACUACGACGACCUCAAAGACUCCCAGCUGCCCGUGGCCAAGCACAUCCUCCAAGACACUUUACACCAUCCAGACCAGCACAUCACCAAGGAGCGAGUCAAGCAAAUCAAAGAGCAAAUCAAAGCCGCCAAGCAAGGCCCCUCCGUCACGGCCACGGGCGCCCCAGCACUCGACAGGAACGCCCUGCGCCGCGAGGUGAAGGACCUCCUCCGCGACUGGAAGCAGCUCAAGCGCGACCAGAAACGGGCGCGCAAGCACCUAAAGCGCGAGUACAAGCAACGCCGGAAGCAAGAGAAGCGUGAGCGGCGACAAAUCAAGCGGGAGCUGAAACGUGCGGCCCGCGACGUACGCCGGGAGGCCCGUCGUGGCGGUCCCACCAUCCCGGCCAUGCCGGCUAUGCCCCCUAUGCCCCCUAUGCCCCCCAUGCCGCCUAUGCCUCACCACCCUGCGGCGUCUCAUCAUCAUAACACCAACAUCCCCAACAUGCCGCCCAUGCCACCCAUGCCUCCCAUGCCCCCGAUGCCCUUCAACCCCUGGGCUGGCUCAGCCGCAGGGGCACGGGACUUGCACUCGGGCGGCCCGGGCGCCUGGCCGGGAUCGUACCACGACGAUCCGGACCAUGAGCAUGGGCACCACGAGCAUGACCAUAAGGGCAGUGGCCACGACGAAGGUAUCGCCCCCAGCAGCUCGGUCACCGUCGACGGGCACGACCACGACCAUGACCACGCGUACGCGGCUUCACAGGCUAAAUACCAAGCCGCGUGGGAAUUGGAAUCCCGCAUCGUGGAGAAAGAGGCGGAGCUCGUACAUUUGCACGAGAGGAUUGCGGGUGACUAUAACUCUUACAGUGGUACCACUGGGACUAGAGGACUCGGUGGGGAUGAGAAAGAAAAGGAGAAGGGACAGGGCUCGGGGAGUAACCCGAAGAUGGAGGCUGAGGCGGCGGCGGUGGAGAAAGAGAUUGAGGAGUUGGGGUUGGCGAUGGAGAGGUUGAGGACGGAGGCGGAUGCGGAGUUUGCGAGGGAGUUGGCUGAGGAGGAGGAACGGGCUUUGGGGAGGUAG